CGGCUUCGAGGUUUGAACUUUGAGCAGCAAAUCAAAUAUACAUUUUAUUAUUUUGUGUGUAGAAUCGAAUUGAAUUAGAAACAAUCAGAGAGAAAAAAAGAAGAGAGCAAUGGUAUCAUGGGGAAAGUGGGGGAAGGACGUAGGGAGAGUGGUGAAAGGGAUGUCUCUAAUCGCCAAGGAGUUGGCGAAUCGAUCUCCCACUUUGCAGAGCGCCAAAAAUGGCGAUUUGGAAGCCCUAAUCAAGAAAGCCAUUGUGUCCGCCACCGACCUCUCCGGUCUGACCAAAGGCACCCUCUCCCAAUUCACCAACAACCACCCCAUUGGUACUAAUGACUCCAAUUCCAAUACGAAUACCAGAGGCCAAGAUUCCGUCGUAUACUUCACACAUGAACAAGUUGAAGCUGAAGCAGCACCAGCACCUCCUCCUCCUUCGUCUGCUCCUGCGGCGGAGCAUGAACAAGAAGAACACAAUCAACAACAGUUGCAGCAACCAGUGCAACAACAAGAAGAACAUCAAUCCACCACAGUGGAGGUCCUUGAUUCCGCCAAGAAGGAGAAUUUGGUGGAACAAGAGCCACAACCUCAGCCACUGCAGAGGCGGAAGCCCAGAGAGAGACGAGUUCCUUCCACCCCCUUCUCCAGAGCACUCGGGUUUGCUGGUCUCGGAGCUGGGCUCGCGUGGGGAACCAUUCAGGAGUCUACUAAGAGGCUCGUUUAUGGUACACCAACCUCAUCAGACAAGCAAUCUCCUCUUUCUCCAUUUUUGUCCCCCCAAAAUGCAGAACGUUUGGCUCUCGCACUCUGUAGAAUGCGUGGAGCUGCCCUCAAAUUGGGACAGAUGCUCAGUAUACAGGACGAAUCCCUCGUCCCUGCUCCCAUCUUGGCAGCUCUCGAUAUUGUCCGUCAAGGUGCAGACGUCAUGCCCAGGAAACAGCUUAAUCAAGUUUUGGAUGCUGAACUAGGACCUGACUGGCAAUCUAAGCUUUUUAGUUUUGAUUAUGAACCUUUGGCAUCUGCAAGUAUAGGCCAGGUUCAUCGAGCUGUCACAAAGGAUGGUAUGGAUGUUGCAAUGAAAAUUCAGUACCCUGGUGUUGCUGAUAGCAUUGAAAGUGACAUUGACAACGUCAAACUUCUUCUAGAUUAUACAAAUCUAAUCCCCAAGGGACUUUAUCUUGAAAGAGCUAUGAAGGUGGCAAAAGAAGAAUUAUCCCGUGAAUGCAACUAUGUGUUGGAGGCACAAAGUCAAAAAAGGUUUCGUGACUUGCUAUCCAAUGCACAAGGAUUUUAUGUUCCAUUGGUAGUGGAUGAUAUAUCGAGCAAAAGAGUCUUAACUACUGAGCUUGUUUCCGGAAUACCUAUUGACAAAGUGGCACUCUUAAACCAGGAGACUCGCAACUGUGUUGGCAGAAAGUUGCUAGAGCUCACUUUGAAGGAGUUAUUUGUUUUUCGUUUCAUGCAGACUGAUCCCAAUUGGAGUAAUUUCUUGUACGAUGAGGCUAAGAAAUCAAUCAAUCUGAUCGACUUUGGAGCAGCUAGGGAUUACCCAAAGAGUUUUGUUGAUGAUUAUCUAAGAAUGGUUCUUGCCUGUGCAAAUGGUGAUAGAGAUACAGUCCUAGAAAUGUCUAGGAGACUUGGAUUCAUCUCAGGAACGGAGUCAGAAAUAAUGUUAGAAACGCAUGUUCAAGCCGGGUUUGUUGUGGGAUUGCCAUUUGCGAAGCCUGGUGGGUAUGACUUCCGUGCAUCAAACAUCACUCAGAGUGUUUCAAACCUUGGGGCAACGAUGCUGAGACACAGGGUGACUCCACCACCUGACGAGGCGUACAGCCUUCACCGCAAGCUUUCGGGUGCCUUUUUGGCUUGCAUCAAGCUUGGGGCGGUUGUGCCGUGCAGGGAGCUCUUACUCGAAGUAUAUGAGCAUUAUCAGUUUGGCCAAGGAGGGGAGACGUUGUCAAGUGGGAUGGGUUUUUAAAGGGCUCAUAAAUUAUUUUGAUUAAAUUUUAACAAGUAAAUUGUAGCAAUGGUUCCUUAAUUUUAAUCAAAUUGAAGUAAUGAUCUCUCAACUAAAAAUUCAUUACCAUUGGUCCCUCAA
Messenger RNA from Malus domestica (apple), 2089 nucleotides. Its product is annotated as protein ABC transporter 1, mitochondrial. The record is from RefSeq and is a predicted model, not a curated record. NCBI's taxonomy places the organism in Eukaryota, Viridiplantae, Streptophyta, Magnoliopsida, Rosales, Rosaceae. Gene Ontology annotation, biological process: ubiquinone biosynthetic process.